This is a messenger RNA of Aspergillus pseudotamarii, 2024 nucleotides long. RefSeq names its product ubiquitin-protein ligase RMD5. The transcript has 4 exons. The record is from RefSeq and is a predicted model, not a curated record. Gene Ontology annotation, biological process: proteasome-mediated ubiquitin-dependent protein catabolic process. Gene Ontology annotation, molecular function: ubiquitin protein ligase activity; protein binding. Gene Ontology annotation, cellular component: GID complex; nucleus; cytoplasm. NCBI's taxonomy places the organism in Eukaryota, Fungi, Ascomycota, Eurotiomycetes, Eurotiales, Aspergillaceae. The coding region runs from base 246 to 1478 and encodes 410 amino acids.
GCGAUAGAGCAAACGACCAUCCAACCGACUCACACAACCUCCACUGGAUGAACCAGAUGACCUAGCUAGCUGGAUCUACUAGAGGAACUGUUCCUCUAUAUUCUUUGCUGCCUUAUCACUGAUUCAACUACUAAAACUUCAAAUCUAGCUCCCGUAUGGCUAUCGCCAUAUCACGGCGGUAACUUGUCGGACUCCGCUUUUAUCACACUACUCCCAGCUUAUCACCAACCUCCUACUUCACCACCAUGGAGCUUGUUCAGAAGGAACACGAACGACUGUCGAAGAAGAUCAAAGCUGCUCAGAGUAUCAAGAAUGUGCAAACGACUAUAGACUUACUACAGUCCGCACGAGACGCCAUUGCUUCCGAUCCGAGUCAGACGUCUAUGACAUUGGCCAAGCUUCAGAACUCUGUGAAGUCUUCCUUCGACUCGAUAAAUGACAGUCUUAAAGACACACAUAGCAGCCUCAACAAGUAUUCAAAGGCUUUAGAUAAGCUCUUUAAGGACAGGCCGCUUCCAACCGAGCACGAUGCCCUCGCCUCCCAAGAGCACCUCAUCAACCGAGCUAUCGCAAUGCAUCUCCUCCGAGAAGGACAGUUCUCCGUCGCUGCAACGUUCCUUUCCGAAAUGGCGGAGAAGAAGGCCAUGGAGUCACAGCAGCAAGCAGGCACGAGUGCCUCGGAAAAUGCAGCGACGCUCUUGGAUAUAGAUGAAGUCCCGUCGAACGAGGUUCGGAAACAGUUUGCCACCAUGUACUACAUACUACAUGAAAUGAAAGAGAAUAACAACUUGCUCCCGGCAAUCCAAUGGUCAAGGGAUAACAGGGAAGCAUUGGAAGCCAGAGGAAGUAACCUUGAAUUCGAACUGUGCCGGUUGCAGUUCGUCUGGCUUUUUUAUGGUGGACCUGACAGGCAGGGACCUGUUCCCACGGGGAGGCAAGAGGCUUUGGAGUAUGCCAGGCGCGAAUUUCAGAGUUUCUUACCCAGGUAUCUCCGGGAGGUUCAACAGCUCAUGGGAGCAAUGGCUUUUUGUCCCAAUUUGCAAGACUCUCCUUACAGGGCCAUCUUCAACAAUCCCUCUGCGUGGGAAGAUGUGGCACAAUCUUUCACUCGUGAAUUCUGCUCUCUCCUCGGGUUAUCUGCCGAUUCGCCUCUAUACGUCGCUGCUACAGCCGGUGCGAUAGCUCUGCCGACCCUAUUAAAACUGCAAACCAUCAUGAAAGCGAAGCGGACAGAGUGGACCACAGAAAAUGAGCUUCCGGUCGAAAUUCCGCUUCCACCGUCGUAUCUCUUCCAUUCCAUUUUCGUCUGCCCCGUUUCCAAAGAACAAACCACUGAUGAAAACCCCCCGAUGAUGAUGCCAUGUGGUCACGUCAUCGCAGAGGAGUCCCUUAAACGGUUAUGCAAGGGCAGUAGAUUCAAGUGUCCUUAUUGCCCUAAUGAAAGUCAUCCCCGGGAGGCGAGGAAGGUCUUUCUGUAGGACACUAUAGAUAUGGUUGUUUUUGUUUCGGUGGUUGAAUGGCGUAAUGGCGAGGCAUCUCUACACACAGCUUUGAACUGCAAAUGAGAAUCGGAAUUAGGAGCGUGGGCAUGUUACCUCUGGCGUUUGGGGUAUUGGACAACUUUCCGACAGGACAUGGUUUUAGGGGCUAUGCAUAUUGACAGCCCAAGCAUAUAUCUUCAUCAAUGCAAUGAUUAAACUACUGGCUUCAAUGUGAUGUCUUCAGAGUCUCACGAUUCAAAUUCAUUAGAUAUGAAAAAGAAAUGAAGAGAGGUAAGCAAAGUAAAAAAGGCCUGGCAUGCGAUCAACCCCACGUUUCCCCCAUCAAGGAUAGAUCCAAUUCUCUUACAAGUUUUACCAGCAGAGGGAUCUGUGAUUGCACAAAAUAUAAAACAUGCAAGUAAGAGAUCGUCCAAAUUCAAUUGAUGUAUCAAGUUUCCAGUCCAAAUGAAGCAAACAAUUCGCCCAUUGCGGUCUUGGGAUCCACACCCCCUUUCCCUUUUCCGGAACGUAAUUGGGCAAUGG